UUUCAGGCACAAUGAAUGUUAAUUGGAAAGAAGCAAUACUUCAAGCACAAAAACGAAUUGAUCAGGUGUUGGAUAUCAGGCCAGAAGCAGCCGAGGUUGAAGUUGAUGUGCCAGAUGAAGUUCAUGCUGAGCAGGAAUGCUCAUCUCCGUCACAAGGGUCCGAGCCAUUAGCUGACGAUAUUGUUAUGUUGGAACCUGUUUUACCGCCAUUUCAUAAUAAUCGAUAUAUUGGAGAUGAUAUUCAAACAAUUAUUUCAUCGGACAUUGAACAUUUAACAAGAGCAUCUUCACGGACAGCGUCACCGGAUCGAUUACGAAUAAUACCAAUGGAGUUUGAUACGGAUAUCUCAAUAUCGAGUGUUGUGAGCCCCGCUGCAGCUCUGACACCUGCUCCAGCACCGGCUCCAGCUCCAGUUGCUGUGCCAGAAGUAACAUUACCAAAUCCUGAAGAAAUUCUCAACCAAGCAAUUUAUGGAUUGCGGAAGGAACUAACGGAGUACAAAAAAGCAAAUCAAUUCUUACAACACAGCCAUGCAAAUCUUGAGAGAGAAAUGGAGGAAAAUAGAUUUUCCGUGAAUGAAAAAGUUGUGAACAUGCUUAGUGAAGAACGGGAUCACUUUCAUCAAGAAAUCUCAAAUCUCAAACAUACUUGCUCCCAAUUAACAAAGGAGAAAAUUGAAUUAGAGGAAAAGUACCAAAAUAGCACAGAUUCGUGGCACAGAACUCAAGAUGUACUUCAAUAUUUUAGAAACCAGAUCUCACAAAUGAAAGGUGCGCUACAAAAAACAGAAGAAACAUUUAUCAGUGAUUUCGAAACUUUUGGAGCAGAAAUUAAAAGAAGCUUGGAGAAUCAAGCGAAGAGGAAAUCCUCAUCACCGAAGAUUAUACAAUUACCCUGUAACUGUGAAAACAAGUCUCGGGAGCAAACGAAUCAAGUCGUCAAACAUGAUGAAUCUACACAAACUAAAUCAGUAUACAUUGAUGAAAGCCAUCGGUGGGAGAGAGAAGAAAAGGAAAUCGCAUCUUCUCCAAAUGGCAAGAACGGGAAUGUGACCGACCUUCUGCAGAUAAUUGAACAAUUAGAGAUGGAAAAGAGACUUCUUUUGGCGCAGAGACGAAGUGAUAAAGCGGAAAUUGAGAGGCUGCAAGAACAACUCAAUGAGACCUUAAUCAUGCAUGGUGAAAAGAUCGAGCAACUUGAUGAAAUCCUCGUGGACAACGAAGAAUUGAAAGAUAUUUUGAAGCAACAAGCGUUGGCUCUCACGGACAAUAUUGCACAAUCAGAUGAAAAGGGUUCUACAUAGCAUUUUUCACAAGUUUAUUCAAUUGAUUACUAAUUAUGUAGAUUUUAUAUGUGAUAUUCAGUUGAUCCGAAAUGUCUUUUUUUUAGUUUUUGAUUCCGAUUUGGCUUUCAAUUUGAAUUUUUUGGUUAUUGAAUGAAGGGUUUACUUAAAAA
Caenorhabditis elegans is the source of this 1456-nucleotide messenger RNA. It is a transcript of the gene F39H12.1, whose product is annotated as Pericentrin. NCBI's taxonomy places the organism in Eukaryota, Metazoa, Nematoda, Chromadorea, Rhabditida, Rhabditidae. The record is from RefSeq and is marked reviewed.